UCAAGGUGGUCAUUGCUACUUGCCUGACAGAUCCGCCCAUGAAGGCGCCAAUGCACUUAGGCACUACGACCUCGCCGCCCUCCUCCGCGGCUGCGGCCGCCACCACCCACAAGGCCACAAUCCGUUCACGGCGCGGCCAUCAAGGUCGGGUGCAUCGCCUUCACGGCUUCACCUUCCUCCGCAACAGUCUCCUCGUCGGCUACCUGCGACACCCCUUCCCCGCUGACGCCCGCACGCUGUUCGACGAAAUGCUGCGCCGCAACCCCGUGUCCUGGUCCGCCCUCAUCUCCGGCUCCGCUCGCCUCGGCGCCCUCGCGGAGGCCCUCGCGCUGUUCGCCGGCAUGCUUCGCAGCACGGAGCGCGGAAGCUGGGAUCACCCGGACUCGUUCACGCUGGGGGCUCUGUCCACUGGGUGCGCCCGCGCCAGAGGCAAUGUGGCGGGCGCGCAGGUGCACGCUUGCGCUGCCAAGUUUGGCGUCGACGAGGAGGAUGAGAGCGUCGCGGCGGUGGCGGCGAAGGCGGACAUGUAUGCUAAGUGCAGGUGGGUGGACCCAUUGUGGUGGGCUUUCACACUAGCACUGCGGCAUACGGUUGUGUGCUGGAUGUGGACGAGCAUGAUUGCCUGCCUGGUCAACCACGGCUCGUCAGGGAACCAUGGCACAGCAAUUGCGCUGUUCAAGAAAAAAUGCUGGAAUUGAAGGUUUGGCCUACCAAUGCGAUGUUUUCUUGCAUCCUGAAGGUGUUGAUGGGCAAAGUUGCUACCUGUUGGAAUGCAAGUUCAUGGCUGCUUGCUGAAGAUAGGGACUGAGGUAGACACUACUUUUGGGAGUGCCUUGAUGACAGUGCAUGGAAGAUGUGCUGGGGUUGUUGGCUUUGCCGUAUAAGGCAUGCAUUUUCGAAGAAAUCCCUGCUUUGAGCUUAUGCACGGUCUGGAUACGAUAUGGAGACCGUUGGUUACUAGAGGGAAUUUAGUCACCAUAGUUGCAGUGAAGCAUAGUGGACUCGAUCACAAGAAAUCAACAAACUGAACAAAGAUAUCCAUUAGUACAAGUAAAGCAUGUUGUCAAUGUCUUGCAUCCUAUAGAACUGACCUGAUAUGGUCCUGGUGCAAAUCUUUCUAUGGCACAGGACAGGUUGUAAAUAUUCAGUGUAUGUUUGAAGCUGAAGUUUUCGAUGACGUUGAAACAGAGAUGCAUACUCUUACACAAAACAAAGAACGCUGUUUUGAGGCUUCAAAGGCUUCUUUUAUCUACAAUGGGAGAUAUGUGUGUAUAUUCUUGUACUUAUCAAAUGUCAUGAUGGAAGUUCAUUUACCAGGAUUUUGAAGGCUCUUACAAUCCCCAACUUCAAGUUGUGUAAGUUCAUUAUCGAGAUCACAAUAGCUCAGUCAUAUU
Setaria italica (foxtail millet) is the source of this 1394-nucleotide messenger RNA. RefSeq names its product pentatricopeptide repeat-containing protein At3g62890-like. NCBI's taxonomy places the organism in Eukaryota, Viridiplantae, Streptophyta, Magnoliopsida, Poales, Poaceae. The record is from RefSeq and is a predicted model, not a curated record. Gene Ontology annotation, molecular function: protein binding; RNA binding. Gene Ontology annotation, biological process: RNA modification. The transcript has 3 exons. Bases 39 to 698 code for a protein of 219 amino acids.